Molecule: messenger RNA, 7142 nt
Organism: Epinephelus fuscoguttatus (brown-marbled grouper)
Lineage: Eukaryota; Metazoa; Chordata; Actinopteri; Perciformes; Serranidae
Gene: pskh1
Product: protein serine kinase H1
Exons: 4
Coding region: 1113-2423 (436 amino acids)
Biological process (GO): protein phosphorylation
Molecular function (GO): ATP binding; protein kinase activity
Source: RefSeq, a predicted model, not a curated record
GAAGACCUGUGUUGCAUUCAGUCUCUUGUCACUCCUCUCGGGCUGUGGUGGUGGGAAGGUGGUCCUGGGCGAAAAACACCGUCCAGAAAAGCGACCGACGGGGCAACUUUACAUGUUUUUGUACAGUCCUUCCAUCUCCUAAACAAACCAUUAAACUCCGGAAUUGACACAAAAUGUCGCUGACAAAUGAAGUGACGGAUUUGACUUGUUGGUCCUCGGGAGUAAAGUUGGGAAAGUACGAGGUGAAAAUGGAGAGCCCAGCUGAGUGAGAGUGGGGUGAGGAGGCUGGAUUUGGCAAAGUUGGGAGUCCUGCCCUGCUGCUGCUAGCAGGCUAGUUAGCAUGCUCAGACACUUCGCUAUCUCGGAUAAAGCUUCCCUCCGCUGUUCUCCAGCCUGUGAUUCUCCAGGGGAGCUGCUUUAUCUGUGGCAAGACCGCUGCUGACAUUGCAGCUUCCCCCAAUGGAUCGGAGCAUAGUUGAUGAUCUUAUUUUCUGUGGAAGAUCUGCCUGAAUCCUUCUGCAUUUUUCCUAAAGGCACUUAAACCUGUUUUAGAGAACUGCUCUGCCCCCCAGCCCUGAUCAAUCAUUUUUGCCCCGUGAGCAUCAAUAUAGCUGUACUCAUGCAGUUUUUUCUCAAACACUCAACAUAUUACGACAUCUGAGAUGGGGCCCCGGUAGGUUCUUAAAGGGGCGUGAGGUACCCCCUGCCUGCCAACUGUGCCGUCUGUGUGUGUGUGUGUGUGUGUGUGUGUGCGCGAGACCCACCGGCACAGGCCUAUAAAAGAAUACUGUAACAAAAAGAACCGGUAAUACAGUACUUGCUGAUGGAGCCGAGACACACAACGUGCUUGCCCAGAAUAUAUUCAUGAACUGUUGGACUUUUUAAAGUGGACGUAAGUGGAUGUAUCGGGUGUAUUCAUGAACUGUGACUGCUGAUGCCAGCUCAUUGGGACGUGAGUGGGUGUAAUCAGCUUUAUUCAUGAACCCUCUGUCUGAGUCUGGGUACGGCCUGGAUGGUGGAUGUCCUGAGUGUGUUGAAUCAGCUGUUGCGGUGAUGAGGCAGGGCUCCUGGUGGCCUGUGAGGCUGGCUGGGCAGUGGCCCAAGGUGAUGUGAUGGGGUGCAGGAACAGUAAGGUCCUCCCUGAGCCUCCAGGGGAUGUUCAGUUGGACCUGGUCAAAAAGGUUGAUCCUCCCCAACCUCCUCAGACAGAUAUCUAUAAGCACUUCAUACGAGGGGAUGGCACUAGGAGCAAGAUGGGUGGGGCCGGUGGAGGGGGAGGUGACAAGGCUGACUCCACCUCCCCUAAUCAAGCUCAGGCCCAAGCUGCCACUCCCACCGCUUCUGCCCAGCCCCCUAAGGACCCAUCCGAUCUGUCGGACCCUCAGCGGAAGAAAGUGGCAAAAUAUCGGGCAAAGUUUGACCCCCGGGUCACGGCCAAGUAUGACAUCAAAGCUUUGAUAGGUCGUGGGAGUUUUAGCCGGGUCGUCCGUGUGGAGCACAAGAGCACGCGGCAACCGUAUGCCAUCAAAAUGAUAGAGACCCGUUACCGGGAGGGCAGGGAGGUGUGCGAGUCAGAGCUGUGUGUUCUACGACGCGUUCGUCACACCAAUAUAAUCCAGCUGAUGGAGGUCUUUGAGACGGCAGAACGUGUCUACAUGGUGAUGGAGCUGGCCACAGGAGGAGAGCUCUUUGACCGCAUCAUUGCUCGCGGCUCCUUCACAGAGCGGGACGCCACACGGGUGCUGCAGAUGGUGCUGGAUGGCGUUAAGUAUCUCCACACUUUGGGGAUCACUCACCGAGACCUGAAGCCAGAGAACCUGCUCUACUACCACCCCGGAGCUGAUUCCAAGAUCAUCAUCACUGACUUUGGUUUGGCCAGCAGCAGGAAGAAGGGAGACGAAUGUCUGAUGAAGACCACCUGUGGAACGCCAGAGUACAUUGCCCCAGAAAUCCUGGUGAGGAAGCCCUAUACAAACGCUGUAGACAUGUGGGCACUAGGGGUGAUAUCAUACAUCCUGCUGAGCGGAACCAUGCCCUUCGAGGACGACAACCGCAUGAGGCUCUACCGGCAGAUCCUCAAGGGGAAGUACAGCUUCUCUGGGGAGCCGUGGCCCAGCGUGUCCAACCUGGCCAAAGACUUUGUGGAGCGGAUUCUAACAGUGGACCCCAGCGAGCGUCUCACAGCUGGCCAGGCUCUCAAGCACCCCUGGAUCGUCAGCAUGGCUGCCUCCUCCUCCAUGAAGAAUCUACAGCGCUGUAUAUCUCAGAACCUCCUGAAGCGGGCGUCCUCACGCUGCCACAGCACCAAGUCUGCCCAGUCCACUCGCUCCAGCCGCUCCACCAAAUCCAACAAAGCCCGGCGGGUGCGAGAGAAAGAGCUGCGGGAGCUGAACCGUCGCUAUCAGCAGCAGUACAAUGGCUGAAACAGGGACAGUGACAGCCAGUGGCUGUAGCAGACCUUGUACUUUUAGGGGGAAACAGCACUACAAUGACUGAACUUUUACAAUGACUACCACCAUUCGAAGUUGCUGCCAGUGUUUGAGGCCAAAGUGGCUUCAAGUUCCAAAUCAUUGCCUUAAAAAAAGAGGACAAUGACUUGACUCGACCAUGGCUACCAGCAAAAGUAGAAUUAAGAUUGAAAAGUAACUGCUGCCAGCUGAGAAUUCCUCUGGCAGCGCGUCUCCUGACGAGCACAGAGAAGGACACACCAGUAAAGUUUUGAACUCUUAAGGGUUACAUCAUCUCUCCAUCCAUUCCUUCACUUUUUCUCUGGCAGGAUGGUGCCUUCCACUCCUUUGCUUUUGUUCUUUCAAUCCCUGUGUCUCUACAUAUUUAUUUAUUAUUGUUGACAUGAUUAUUAGUCUCCAUUCAAAUGGUCACUGGAUAAUGACCUUCCAUGAGGAUCUGUUGAACAGAGUUCUGGGUACUGAAGUUUUUAAGAAGAAAGGGAUACUUUUAGAAGAGGGGGAAACAAUUUCCCCGCACUCAUUCCUGAUUGAAAAUUGCUGUGAAUUUAUUGUUGUACCAAUUGUACAGACCUUGUCUUAAGAUGUGGGUGAUGCAAGCACACUGCAAAAAAAACCACACCCUUAAAGGUCAAAAUGAAGGCUUAUUUUUUAGUCACUUCUAAGCUUAUCUAAUCUUGCCAUUAUUGCUCUGUUGAUACCAUUGUUCUAAAACUGUCAAAAGAUUGUGAAGCUGUUUUGUGUUAAAUCCUCAGUGUAUUGUAUUAGACAGUAGGCCACACAGUCCACUCCCUGUGAUUUUUAGACUUCAACAGAUUCAAUCAUGAGGUGCCUUCUAUGAUCCCUUCAAGCUGAAGAGCAUUAUUCUAAUAGUUUGCUGUCUUUAUAAGAGGAUGUGGCCGUUUAAGAUGUUAUGUGGUUUUACUGUUUCAUUGUUUGUGUCAGUGGGAAUGGUAAAUGUUGUGUGCAGCAAUGAAGGCAAAGAUCUCUGCUGCCAAUUGCACCAGCUCUUUGUAAGUUCAAACUGAGCUUUGUUUAAAACACAAGUGUUUACUAAGUGGAGACUUACACAUCACUAAAUUAAAGCAGGUUGCACCACACAAAUUAGUCCUUACGUAAAAAUUAAUAAAAUGUUGACUACAACCUGUAGCUAUCUCAACCCACUGACAAAGCUAACGUUAGCUUGCUAAUAUUUGACCCAUUCAUGUCUUUGCGCCUCCUAGGAUAAAGAAGGCAGGACCGGCCUUACUCUGCCAUGCCCCGCCUCUGACUGGCUUACCCUAACCAAUCCCACUCUUCUUGCCUAAACCUACCCAACCAACAAAGGCAAUGAGUACUAGCCCAUCACAGGGAGAGUAGGGUGGGUCAUGCCUUCGAUAUCCUAGGAGACACAAAUUUGAGACACGUUCAAACUGAAGAGUAAAAGAGAUAUUUGACCCAACACUGGAUCAAAAUGCUGUUUGAUAAUAAUGUUAAAUGGGAAGACUUUAAAUUACAUUUCUGAAAAAACAACUUGUUAUGCCAAGACUGAUCAUAACUAUAGCUAAGUUUGUCUUGUUUGUUGUUUGUCCCCCAAAAUUGCACAUUUUAAAAGUUACGCUACAGCUUUACGAGCUUUGACAUUUGUAGUGGUGUAGUCUCGCUCACCAGACCUUUCUCAAGAAAAGAAAGGUCUGGCUGGGCCGACUCUCACUGUGAGAUUGGAGAAAAAAAACACCCCAGCUGCUUGUACUUCUUUGAACCAAUCACAAUCGUUCUGGGCGGUGCCACAGCAACGGUGCGCUUGCAAAAAUAUUGCCAGGGGGAAACAGGUUUUGGUGUAACACACCCUCAAAAAUAUCGCCUACAGGACACGAACCAUGGCAGGAAAAUGGCUACAUCCCCGCAAGAUCAAACACCACAAAAGUUAGUAAAGGACGUGUUGAAAACGGUUGAAAACUGCUACACAACCGGAGAUGGUAGGGCGGGACUUCAGCGUGGUUCGUUCCGCCCAAUGAGAGGCUGAUCUCUGCAGCGAACUCCCGCCCACUCAGACUAGUAGCGGUGUAACCUGAUUAAAUAAAUCACGAGUCAAAACUAGCUAGUUAAAGAGGACAUCUGGUAUUUUUCAGCCUAGACACUAUUUUCCCACGUCUUAGUGUCUAAAUGACUGAUGUAGUCCAGUACUAAGAGAGAGUACUGAAGCCUGCAACAGCGAAACAGGCUACAGUGUAACCACUCAGAGCAUGUGUCCCAUUAAUUUACGUCCACUAAAAGUGUUUUAACAGGCUCAGAUUAUUAUGGCAGUCUUAAAGCAUUAUGAAAAAGACCCUACAGAGAUAUUAUAAUGUUUUUCCAUAAAUUUCACUGGUUCCUUUCUGGUUUCUGUCCAAGCCUCAUCAAAGAAGUCUUGUUUUGAUAUUUUGCAGUCUUUUUCACAUUGUUGAAAUCGGCUAAUUAUUCAGCCAUGACAUUGAACAUCUUUUAGAUAAUGCUAAACUAUGCUUACUGUACUCCCAACAAACUCUUCCCAGCACUCUUCUCUCCAAGGCUCUGUCAUGUUUCCACUGUUAGAGAUAUUUCAGAACGAGACUACUCCUUAAGCGAGACUUGGACACAAAACAGACCAGAACAAAUGAAGAAUUGAUCAACUUCUCUGUAGGGUUUUUUCUCUUAUGUUUGUUUUAUCAGUCUAAGCCUGUUAUUGUCAGAAACAAGCACUUUAAAUGUACGUACAUUGAAGGGACUCAUCUGCCCUGUAUAAUUACAUUGCAGCCUAUUUCGCUGCUGCCAGCUGCAGCACUCCGGCUGAGUACUGGACCACUUUUAAAAAGAGCUGUUCCCUCGAGUCACUUAGACAUAAAAACAUAGGAAAACAGGGUCCAGGUUGAAAAUACCGGAGUUCCUGUUUAACUUCGUAAUAGUAAUAACUUCACAGCUGGUGCAACCCAACUGAUAUCCAUAGCACAGCUCCAAGGCAGAGAAACCCAUCGUCCUAAAUUUGUUUACUACACAUGACCAAAAUGAAGGAAACCACUGAAGAUGAUGAGCAGCAUGAAGAGGUGAAUCAAAUGACCAUUAGUAUGUAUGAUUAUAAAAGAUGAUGUACUGCAUAUGUUUUCUUUUGUUUGUAAAGGUCACCUUGUCUAUGAAAGUGCACUUAAAUCAGAAUAAAUUCCAAAGGAAGAGAUAAACUCAAAUUUAUUAAAUCCACAAAAUUCAUAGUCAGAGAACAACAGAUUGUAGCUCUCUUAUGUCCUGCACAGUAUGUUUUUGGUGCUACAGCAAUAAUCUGAAAUGAGAAUAGACUAGGCAAUUUGUUUUUUGUAACAUUAUGGUAUAGUUUUAAUAGUAAAAGGCUGCAUUACAGUAAAGUGGAUUUUCUGAAUAUAUUAAACAGUUCAAGCAAAGGGAAAUGCAAAAUGAGCACAACUUCACAUUUUAUCAUAAUAUCCAUGUUUAAAUGAUUUAAAAUGAUUCAUCUUCAACUUUGUCAAAAAAUAAUGUGAUAUUUGAAUAUUUGAUAAGUGAAGAUUUUCCUAAAGUAGCACAGCUUGUCUGAAAAACAAGUGAGGAUUAUUUGCCUUUUUAUGCCUUUUGUUCCUCCUUUUAUCUGGCGAAGCACUUAAUCUCUACUGUUAAAUUGAAUUUUGGUCUAAAAUUGUAAUUUACCUUUAUAUCGGACUCCGUCUUUCUGUAUUUUGUCCCUUCAGAACUCCCCCAUAGUAAAUCAGUUGCUACAGUGUGGUCUUCUUUAUAUAAGCAUUUUGCUGUGAUCUACCCCAGACUUAUGAAGUGUGUUGCUGUUGUGAACUUUUUAACACAUACUGGAAAUCUAACCGAGCCAUGUCAGCUGACCUCAGUUUUUCCCUUCUCUUUUGUCUUUUGUUCUUUGCUUGUUUCAAGAUGCCCUGUCAUCUUUCCAUUUUCCUUGAUGUAAGUCAGAUUUAAAAUUUUGUUUUCUUUUGUCCCACUGCUGUUAUCUGCCCUGAUGUCUCAUCUCUUGGCGGGACUGAAUUGUUUAUAAAAGACUGUAAAUGACGCUAACAUUGGAACUGGUAUUGGUACACUCAGAUCAUCACUCUGUCCUACUGUUUUUUGAAAUUCUCCGCCCAAAAUGUGUCUUUUUAAAAUCAAACGCACACUAUGUAAGCUUUAAAAGGUGCAGUUAAAAUGAAGAAACCAGCUGUGGUCAUCUCAAAACAAAGAUUUUUUAGGUGAGGUAUCACUCUGAGGUGUCCUACUUUCUGCAACACACAGUAUGAUGAGGUGACAUUAGUUCUGGUAGGUAGUUAGUUCAUUGAUUGCUCCUAGAGCAUAGCAUCUAUGUGAAAUAAACAUUUUUUAAGACUCAGUCACAAAGUAAUCAUUUGAACUCAAAGGAAUUGCUGUGGUUGAAGUAGUCAGCAACAUUAUUGAGUGCCUAUUGUAUACCAUGUUCAAUGAAUGACCCAAUCAGUUCAUUAGCAGUUUUGCAGAAUGUCAGCACAUUUGUAAGUCUGUCCUUUCAUGUUUUUAUAUAUCUGUGUGAUUUUAUAUAAAUGCUGUCGUCCUAAAUGAAGUAGCCAACUCAUCACUGUUAUCUGAAAGCAGUUUUUUUGUUAUUAUGUGUCUAAAUGAAUGAUAACACUUUGAUUCUUCUACCAUUAACUUUUAUUUUUCUAAACGGUGAGUUGUAUGUGCCAAUAAAACACUCGA